AUGUAUCCCUACAUCAAAAAAAUAAUCAACCUCACUCAACUUUGCAUCUCAAAGUACGGAUUUAAACAUCAGUGCACUGACCAUAGCACCUAUUCACCUAACAAGUUCCUGGAAAAUAAGACGGCUCAUCUUCGCGACUAUGCAAAAUCCCUUCUGUUAAGCCAUAUCAGUGGUGGUCAACCAGUUCAGCUCGACAAUGAAGAAGAAGGAUUCAACAAACUACUAUCGGUCAUGGAGCUAUUGAAGGAAGGCCGGAUCCAAACUGCCAUCGCUGACAUCACCCCAUACUGGACCACAGCAGACUGCGACACCAUUCUACAACAUGGCAUCGCAACUCAUGUGAAACAACGAGAGCUACCAGAAAAGGGACUUCAAGCAUUAGUCAAACGUUUUGCGUGCCUUGUUCGCUCAGGCAUUCAUCAGAGAUUCGGCGCGAUUGACCUUGCACAAGAUUCGAUUCCCAAUGUGCGUACAGUGCAUCAUACCGAGGUCGAUCCUGCAAGACCUAUAUGGGACGAUGCUCUAUAUGACCCAGUUGCAUUGAUCAUGAACCUUUACCCCAUGAAAUCAAUAAUUGUCUAA
Molecule: messenger RNA, 582 nt
Organism: Gamsiella multidivaricata
Lineage: Eukaryota; Fungi; Mortierellomycota; Mortierellomycetes; Mortierellales; Mortierellaceae
Exons: 3
Coding region: 1-582 (193 amino acids)
Source: RefSeq, a predicted model, not a curated record